UGUUUGAAGCACAGAGGUCCACUUACUCACUUAUCUUUCCCCUGGUCUCUCUUUCUCAACUUGUUUCGACUUUCAACCCUAGACUUUUGCUCACUGCUCAUCUCCAAUCAUGGGAGAUGAAGCUUCAUCACUGCAACUCAUCCACCACCUCCUCCUCUCCGAAUUUGAUUCUAUGGAGACCUUCAUCUCUCAUGUAAGUCAUUCGUUACAAUCUUCGGCCUCUGAUUCUAGUGUUUCUACCGAUGAUAUUACUCAAGUUUCUGAGUACCCGAAACUCCAUGAAGAUGAAAGCAACGCUUUUCUCUUCGACUGCUCUACCUCUUCUCCAUCUGCCGUUUUCCAGUUUCAAACCGAAUCCCCAAAACCUUCCAGAUUAAGUCAUCGGCGACCCCCAGUCAGCAUCUCCCUUCCUCCGCCACCAAUUUCUCACACUUCGUCCUCGUUAGAUUCCGGCGAGAGCAGGCACUAUCGAGGCGUGCGCCGCCGGCCUUGGGGAAAAUUCGCGGCGGAGAUUCGAGACCCGAAUCGGAAAGGACAUAGGGUUUGGCUUGGAACCUUCGAGACAGCCAUUGAAGCCGCCAGAGGUUAUGAUCGAGCUGCUUUCAAGAUGCGUGGCUCCAAAGCUGUUCUUAAUUUUCCUCUCGAAGCAGGGAAUUGGUCGGAUUCUGACCCACCGGCGACUUCCAUCCGGAAAAGGGAGAGAGAAAGCGAAAGUGAAGAGAGCAAACAACCGGAGAUAAAGGUUUUAAAGCAAGAAGAAGCCUCACCGGAUUCUGACAGCCCCGUGGUGACAGAGGCGGCGGCGGCAAAUGUUUUGGAGGCGGGUCCGCUAACGCCGUCAAGUUGGAGGACCGUUUGGGAGGAGAGAGACAUGGAGGGGACAUUCCAUUUGCCUCCGUUAACCCCGUUAUCACCCCAUCCUUGGGUUGGAUAUUCUCGGCUCGUAAUUUAAAGGGCGUUGGAAGAAAGCCGAGCGUUAUUGUUAAUUUGGCCGUUCUUUAAUUCGUAGUAUUCAAUUUAUUGAGUCAUUUAUUCAUAAUGUUUCACAGGUGUUUUUAAGGGUAUUUUUGUCUUUUAAAUUUUAUGUCCUUAGUAUCAAUUAUGUAAAAAUUAUAACCCUUAAAUCAUAAUUAUCCCAUUAUUUAA
Molecule: messenger RNA, 1146 nt
Organism: Vitis riparia (riverbank grape)
Lineage: Eukaryota; Viridiplantae; Streptophyta; Magnoliopsida; Vitales; Vitaceae
Product: ethylene-responsive transcription factor ERF105-like
Exons: 1
Coding region: 110-952 (280 amino acids)
Biological process (GO): regulation of DNA-templated transcription; ethylene-activated signaling pathway
Molecular function (GO): DNA binding; DNA-binding transcription factor activity
Source: RefSeq, a predicted model, not a curated record